UGUUGUUUAUAGAGACAUGCUACCUGACUUGGGUCUGUUUAAGCAGAUUUAAAUCCACUACAACCUCUGACCCCUGGAGAAACCACUCUAAAAAACACAGUUGUGCGAUGACGAGAUUCUGUCUUUCAACCUCCCUUUCACAAACAGUCACACACACAGUUUACUAAAGUGGUCAGCUGCAGGUGACAGCGGACAGAAGGACACUGGUGGUUUUUGACACCAGUGAGGGUGAAGCCUAUUCACUGUCACCAGUAGUUCCUUUUUGCUCAUCAGUGGUCACAUAUUGCACCAGGCUGCAAACAUCCUCUGCAACAGUUUCCACCACCAUGGCUAUUACCGACGUCCUGGCUGCCUCAGACAUCACUUCGGCUAUUAAUGCUUGUAAAGGGAAGGAUUCCUUCAGCCCGAAGAUGUUUUUCAAAACAGUGGGUUUAUCCAAGAAAACUCCAACAGAGAUCGAGAGGGUCUUUAAGAUUUUGGACCAAGACAAAAGCGGCUUCAUAGAACAGGAUGAGUUACAACUGUUCCUGCAGAACUUCUCCAAAGGAGCGAGACUGCUGACUGCAGCUGAGACCAGAGCUUUCCUGCUGGAGGGAGACUCGGAUGGAGACGGGAAGAUCGGCUGGGAAGAGUUUUCUGCAUUGGUUAAGUCUUCUUAAGUCAUGAGUGACCCCUGAUAUGUUGUACGGUGAUCAUCUCAAAGUGGACCUCUUUGUAAAAUAUUAAUAGCUACAGUAAACAACAUGGACUCAUCCAGGGAUCGUUUGUGUUUAGAGUAAUUUGAUAUAAUGUCUUUUUAACUGAAAGUUAUGUGAUAAAGUAUUUCAUAUAAACCACAAAUUGAAUCUUGCCUCUCGGCUAUGUGUCUAUUCCUGCCAGAAAAGUGUAUAAAUAAAUAUACUUUUCUCCAUGA
This is a messenger RNA of Micropterus salmoides (largemouth bass), 913 nucleotides long. RefSeq names its product parvalbumin, thymic-like. Lineage: Eukaryota; Metazoa; Chordata; Actinopteri; Centrarchiformes; Centrarchidae. The transcript is spliced from 4 exons. Gene Ontology annotation, molecular function: calcium ion binding. Gene Ontology annotation, cellular component: cytoplasm; nucleus. Bases 327 to 659 code for a protein of 110 amino acids. The record is from RefSeq and is a predicted model, not a curated record.